Messenger RNA from Xenopus laevis (African clawed frog), 3122 nucleotides. It is a transcript of the gene tonsl.S, whose product is annotated as tonsoku-like protein. Bases 281 to 2239 code for a protein of 652 amino acids. The transcript is spliced from 17 exons. The record is from RefSeq and is a predicted model, not a curated record. NCBI's taxonomy places the organism in Eukaryota, Metazoa, Chordata, Amphibia, Anura, Pipidae.
UCACGUGAUCAGAUUCCGAAGAAACGAAACUUAGCGCCUAUUGAGUAACAUCAUGUUAGGCUGCUCUGUCCCCAUUGGCUGAAAGGUCAGUGUGUGCGCCGAGACUGAGACCCAACACCUCAACUGGCCGGAAAAAAGCCCCUGGGAGUGCGGAACAAAUAGAGAAACAUCAGUUGUCACGUGUCCCUAAGUCACUUUCCUCUCCACAAAUACGAGUCGCUCUCUGUACCGCAUGGGCGGGGCCUGUGACAUCACAAAUCACUGACUGAACUGGGACAGAAUGAGUGAGCGGGAAAUCAGAGAACUAGAGAAGGCAAAAUGCAAAGCUCAGAGGUCGCACAACCUAAAGGAGGAGGAGUCCGUGUGUAACCAGCUGGGGGAGCUACUGGCCCACAAUGGACGUUUUCAGGAGGCUAUAGAGGAACAUAUCCGGGAAGGGAUGAUCUGUGAGCAGUUAGGGGAUGUGAUUGGCUGUGCCUUGGCCAAUGGGAAAAUUGGAGAGUGCUUGGCCAAAUUGGGGAACUAUGAAGCAGCACUGCAGCACCAGCACCUCCAUUUGGAUCUGGCACUGUCUGACAAUUGUGCCGUAGAGGAGCAGAAAGCCCUGGCCUCCAUGGGCCACUCCUACCUGGGCAUGGCCGACACUGGGCACGCAGAGGAAGCCUGGCUGAGUAGCCUGGACAUAUUAGAUACAAGACUGCAAGCAGAGGUCCCUGAGAGAGAGCUGAAUGAGAUGAGAGCCCGACUGUACCUGGAUCUGGGACUCCUGUACGACCAACUGAAUGACACCGACAAGUGCAGCUUCUACAUCGGGAGGAGCAUCUUCAUUUUUGAACAGUACCAGCUGUACCAGGACCUGUACAGAGCCAACAUCAGCCUGGCAGGGAUCCAUAUGCGCAAUAAGGAGCAUUCCAAGGCCAUUGAAUGUGGGGAGGCUGCUGGGAGGUGGGCGCGCUGUCUGCGUGACAGACACAAGGAGAGUGAAUGCUUUCAAAUCGUUGGCCAGGCGUUACUGUCCCUGGGGAAUUUAUCUGCUGGAAAACGCGCCAUUAGGAAAUCCUUUAUUCUGGGUUCCCGGGAUCUGAAGGACUCAGAUAUCAUGUGCAGGAACCUGAAAUACGCGAUGAAAGGUUGCCGACUGGAGGAGGCCUUGUCUGAGCUGAGUGAAGAGGAUCAGCAGGGGGCGCUAUGUCUCUAUGAGCAGCUGGGUGACCUCUGUUGUAAACUUGGCUGCUACACAAGAGCCGUAGAGUACUACAAACUGCAGCUCAACUGCGCUGAGUCACUGGGAAAGUCGGAGCGGGAACUGGCAGUUAUUCACGUGUCCUUAGCUGUCACCUUUACUGACCUGAAGAACCACACACAGGCUGUGAAGCAUUACCAGGCUGAGCUGGAACUGAGGAAGGGGAAUCCUUCUGAGGAAUGUAAGACUUGGAUGAGCAUUGCUGUGUGUUAUGAGGAGGAUGGACGAGAGCUCAGAGACAUACAGAGUUGCCUCUCCAGUGCAUUGCAGUGUGCCCGGCGGGCAGGGAAAUCUGCACUGCAGUGGAAGGUUUUUCACCAGCUGAUGGACCUGCAGGAGAAGUUUGGGAACCAACAAUCCAGGGGAACAAAGGCAAUGUUACAGAAACUGCACUCAGACCCUGAUGGGGAGAGAAUUGACGAGGAGGAGAGUGAGCCCCUGCGGGAGCGAGACCUGGAGCUGAGUGAUGAUGACGAGGAUCUUGAAUGGUAUGGAGUAUUUGCUCAUGGCAAGCGGAGAGUGAACCAGUUGAUCCGGCGAAAUAAGAAAGGCGAGACUGAUCUGCACCGUGCCUGUAUUAAGGGCGACAUUAACCUUGUCAAGACUUUGAUAGAGAAGGGCCAUCCUCUAAUGAGCCGAGAUAACUGUGGCUGGACUCCACUUCACGAGGCUGCUAACCAUGGUCACUUGGACAUUGUGCAGCUUCUCUUAGAAAAUGGCAGCAACAUUAACGAUCGUGGGGGUCACUUGUGUGAAGGAAUCACCCCCCUCCAUGACGCCCUGUCGAAUGGCAAGUUCCACGUGGCCCAGUUGCUAAUCCUCCAAGGUGCAUCUGUGACUGUGACUAAUGACAAGGGUGUCACCCCUCUGGGAAGCCUCCAGCAAUGGCUCCAUGCCAACGGACAUCUGAAUCAGGAGACCAUGAGGAACUGCAAGGAAACACAAACGUUACUAGAGGAAGCUCUGGCCAGUGGCUGCGGCACUCGCUCAACAUGAAAUCCCAGAGGAAGAAAAGUAGGGUGACUCUCUCAACUCAUCUUCUCCUGUGUGUGUAAAUACUUGAGCUGGGAGGGGGGCAUAUAUGGUUGAUGAAUGUUUAAAUUGCUCUAGACUCCUAAAAAACGUAUCAAAAAGACCUUCAUAGACCAGGAAGAUAAGACUGUUGGUAUGUCUCGACCUCCUUUCACUGAAAUGGACAUUCCCCUAGGUGACCCACAAACUAAAAUUGAGGAAAUAUCCUCACUGAAUACUACAGAGAUCCCUAAAUCAAUGCUUAAUACUCCACAAAGGACAGAACUCAUCUUACUCAGAGCAAUAUAAGACUUGUUGGGAGGUGACCACUCAGGCUGAGAUAGACAAAGCCUUUGAGACCUUCAAGAAGGUUGCCUCCAUCCCUAUAUGAGGUCUCUAAUGUUAUGGGAAAUAUUCCAUUUCUAGCUAACAAGUGAUAAAAUGAUAUGAGUAAAGGUUAUAAUGAGCAAACUCAGUAAAGCAAAGCCUCCUGGUAGCGAAGGACCAAACCGGAUCUAUAAAUCGACCACAUCAGACCCUUAUCUCUCACUGUUGUGUGGCCUUAUUUGUGGACAAGCCUCUCAUACUUUUAUUAUUAAAUGCUUUUAUAUACUAUACUCACCUUGCACCUAAACCUUUGUGUAAAUAUAAAUGUGUAUAUUCGUAAAUGUAUAAGAUAGUUUACUUUUGGAUGUAUUUCGUUUUGUAACUGUUUCCGUGAUUGGUUGUAAUUGCGAGCUUUCUGAUUGGAUGAAGUUUCUUUAAAUACUGUUUCUCUUUUUGGUCAUUUAGCCUAUGAAAUGCAUAAGGCUUUUCUUUUGUUUGCACUGUGGGUGAUAUGACUUUUUAAUAAACAAUAUAAGCAGUA